Messenger RNA from Echinostoma caproni, 1191 nucleotides. Lineage: Eukaryota; Metazoa; Platyhelminthes; Trematoda; Plagiorchiida; Echinostomatidae. The record is from the annotation of a GenBank genome assembly.
AUGUUCACCAAACGUAAACAGCCGGUGAUCGAAGUCAGAGACGAAGAUGUGGAGAAAAGGGUUCGUGAUUUUGAAUUAAUCACAUCGUGCAACGGCAUCAAAGGGAGUGCGCACCUGAACACCGCGUUGGGUGCACUGCUUUCCGGAAGAGUGAGGGCCGCUUACAAUUUGAAUUUGGAAAACAACCAAGCCCUGAACUAUCAGAAUUUGAAAGCUGCAUUGUUGGCAGACUUUUCAAAGGAGGGUGACCGCGAGAAGGCGAUGAACCGGUUUUACGCCGCGGAGUACAUCCGCACUGAGGACCCGUUGGUGCACUACCAGUACAUAAAGCGAAAAAUUUCCCUGGACCUGCCGCAGGCGGAUAACGAAACACGGGAAGGGCUUGCCAAAGACCGUUUCAUACAAAGCAUGCCGGAACAGGUGAAAGGCAAACUGAGACUUGCUGUCGUAGAAUAUUACGAAUCGAUCGUGUUUUAUUUCGGGAUUCGUAUCGGUUUCGGCUACGCGUCACUCAAGUAUCAGGCCGAGGGCGAUCACAUGUCCACGACAAAUAUCCAGGCGUGCUCAUGCACCAUACAAUCCCCGAACUGCAUAGCGACGGUAGUAGUUGCCUACAGAGCACCACUCUCAGAUGAGGAGGAGGAUGGCCAACUGUGCGACUAUCUGGCCAGGUCUAAGGCUCACUCAAGGGUUGUGGUUGGUAAUCUAGUAAAUGCAGACGGUGUCAGCGCAGCCUCCAGCAAGGAGAAGGCUGAAGUUCUAAAGAACUUCUUCGAGAAGGUUCGCUUAACCGACCUGGGAAGGCCGUUGCCUAACCUUCUACGUAGACUCCCCGAACAGCGCAUGGCCCCGUUUGUAUUAGAGGCAAAGGAGGUAGAAGCAGCACUGAAACAAUUAGAUCAGAACAAGGCCGCGGGCCCGGAUGGGCUGCAUUCAGCAAUACUGCGACCCAUUGAGAACAUUAUUGCAGGUGCGCUUACUCAGCUUUACAACCUAUCCCUUGACUCUGCAACGCUGCCGGCAGACUGGAUCAUGGCAGAAGUGGUGCCAAUCCCCAAGGGAGGAUCAAGGGCGAAUGCAUCCAACUAUCUUCCAGCAAUCCUGCUUUUGGUUGUCCUGAAAACCUUCGAGCGGCCUCUCAGGGAGAAGUUAGUGGGUUACUUGGACGACAAACACCUCACAGCUGGCUAA